CAUGUUGGGAAUAAGUCAAUGGCGCGGUGCAUGAGAAGUUGCCGUGCGGAAUAACCACAAAAAGGGAGACAAAUAACAACAUGUCUUUUUCGGGUUUUGGGACACCUUUUGGUGGACAAAGUACCACAGCUUCCAAACCUGCGUUUGGGUUUGGGACUACUGCGACAGCUUCAACAGCCACACCAUUUGGUUUUGGAACAACGAGCAAGACAACAGCGGCUGCUCCCUCUCUCUUUGGAGGGUUUGGGACAACAACAGGAACAGCAACGACUGCCAGCACUGGGUUUGGUUUGGGUACCACGGGGGUUGCAUCUACAGGGUUAGGUGGGUUUGGUACGGGCAUUGGUACCGGGCUCUCUACAGGCUUUGGUACAACAACGACACAACUGCAGCAACAACAACAACAACAACAACAACAACAGCUGCAGCAACAACAACAACAGCAAGGCGUAGGAGCAGAUUUAAUGAGUAUAUCAAGUGCCCUGCUGAUGCCGACCAUCUACGGAGACGAGAGGGAUGCCAUCAUCGCCAAAUGGAACCAGCUUCAAGCAUUCUGGGGUACUGGGAAGGGUUACAUCAACCAGAGUAGCUCAGUUCCCUUUACACCUGAGAAUCCAUUCUGCAGAUUCAAGACAGUGGGGUACAGCGUGAAGCCCACCUCUAAAGAUGAGGAUGGUUUGGUCAUCCUCCACUUUAAGAAGAAGGAGGAGGAAAUCCGCAGCUUGCAACAGCAGCUGGUGGACUCGCUGUUCAAAAUCCUGGGGAGUAAAGCGACGUUAUCCGUGUGCGUGGAAAGCGUCAAACAGCUUCCAGACGGAAAGACAGAGGUGGUGAUCUACAUCCAGGAGCGAGCACCCACCGGCCUGACCAGGAAGAUUCCAGCCUCGACAGCUUUCAGCUUCUUCAGCCAGGCCAACACCAAGAUGCAGCUUGGCAACCUGGGUGUGGUCGACAUGGUACCCAAGCUUGCCCUCUCAGAGGCGCAGGUAGACACAUACCUGGGCACCCCACCACUAGGAUACGAUCCAAGGCUUUGGAGGCAGGCAAAACUUGACAAUCCUGACCCAGAAAAACUGGUUCCGGUGCCAAUGGUUGGAUUCCACACACUAAAGAGCAGACUGGAAAACCAAGAGCAGCAGACCAAACAGCACCAAGCCAGAUUAGACAUGAUCAGUCAAGAUCUGGAGACAUUACAACACAAGCAGACGACAGUUCAAGCCAAGAUUGCAGAGUACAAGAGACGACACCUGGAACUGUCCCACCGUGUCCUUGGGGUGAUGGUGCGGCAGGAGACGCAACGCAAAGCGGGCGUGGCCAUCGGGAUGGAGGAAGAGCAGCUUCGGACGAGGCUGGAGGGUAUACAGGCAGAGGUCAAUGCACCGACACAGAUGAAGGGACGACUGAAUGAAAUGAUGUCACAGAUUAGGCUCCACAGUCACCUACCUGGCGGACGUGGGUCUGAGCAGCACACGAUAGCCAGUGAAAUGCAGCAGGAAAUUAGACAGCACCUGAAACACCAGCAAGAAGGUUUGAGUCACCUCAUCGCUACCAUCAAGAGCGACCUUGUAGAUCUUAAACUCAUCGAUCAAGGUCUACAAGAAACUGCCUUACAACAACGCUGAGGACGGACAAAACACCACCAAAACUUUAACCUAUGAGAUUGCCGAGUACAGUCUACUCUUGUUGUGACUGGGAGCAAGUUCAAGUGCACACAUUUAGUUGACCUGUGAUUGACAACUGACCAGCAACGUACAUGCGCAGUGACACACUCACAGAGAAAUGAGAGGCAAUGCCCUUUGUUGCCCCUGGUCAGUGCCUUGGUGCCCCAUGAAAUGUUCCGUUAAUAUUUGGUAUAAUUUACUCAACGAAAUGUCCUUUAACCCAACAAGAAAAUGCAUUGGCGCCUUUCGACCUUCAAAAAACAGAGCAUAGAGCCUGCAAGUUUGUUGGUCUUGAAAGGGUGAAUCACAAGUACGUGGUGCUUAGUUAUAUUCCAGCACCCCCUAUCUAAAAAAUGUGGGGUGUUGCUUCCCCGCACCCUUGCGGGCCUCUGCUCACUUGGCAUCUUGAUGGAUGGUAUUUCAGGACAGACAAAACUGUUUGAACAUCUCUUGAUCAAGGUUAGGUAAAAGGAGCUGCCUUGUGUAGGAGUCCAGAUAAUGGAACCUCCCAAAAAAUGUAUCACAGUUCAGGUCUUUGCAACAGAUUUUUAUGAAAUUAAUAAAACAGAAUUGGUAGUUUGUAAAAAAGUUGUUGUUAUGAACUUGUGUCAUAUCUUUGUGAUGUUUCCCUGAUUAAAUUUGUUAUCAUCCCCAAAAUUAUAUUCUAAUAAAUAAGUAGGCAACACGAUUUUAUAUAGACAGAAAUGCAUCAUGAAUCAAAUGUUUCAUUUGAUAAUCGAUAUACUUGGUUUAUUAUAAAAAAAUAAAUAGAAUGUACAAUACACAAUUAUUCAUGAAUAUCAGCCAAUUUUCAGUGCAUACAUAAAAUAAACCAUGUCGAUUUUUCACUUUGUUCUGGACAUCAUGGUACCGAAAAUCAGGUUUAAAUCACAAUAUUUUCAAAGCACAAGCAAUAAGUUUAUAGAACCUUGCAGAGACCUCAAGACAAUGGACACCUUGCGUUAGAUGUCACAACCUCAAACAGUGCCCUCACCGAGGUCAAAGUAAAGGCCCGGUCACACAGGCCAUGAUAACGAGAACGAAAACGUUAAAAAUGCACGCCCUCGAUUGGUUGAAUAUAAAGCAUGGGCGUAUUCUGCGAGGAGCAAUUCACCCAGUGUGCAGUGUGACUUUUCCUAUCAUGGCUGAGAGUUGCGAUUGCCAGGGGUCUUCAGAAGUGCAAGGUCUCCGCAGGGAGAUUCUAAAGAGAACGAUGUUCCAAAGGGAAUUUCGGUGAACAAAACGUCUCUACAGGGAUGUAUAUUUAUGGAUGUGUGUAUUAACAUACAUCAUUUGUAACUUCAUUGGAUCAAGUUCAAAUUACAAGAAAGAAUACAAACAAAAUGGAAUACAAUUAUCAGAUAAACUUGCUGUAAACAGUAUGAAAAAUAUUUUUGUUGCCACUGAUUAAUUUCAGAAAAUGUCUCAACCUCUAAUCUCUAGUAAUAAAUAUACUGAGCCUCAUUCAAUCAACCGCUAUCUAAGAUUACACCCCACUGUUCCGACACCCCACUGUUCCGACACCCCACUGUUCCGACACCCCACUGUUCCGACACCCCACUGUUCCGACACCCCACUGUUCCGACACCCCACUGUUCCGACACCCCACUGUUCAGACACCCCACUGUUCUGACACCCCACUGUUCCGACACCCCACUGUUCCGACACCCCACUGUUCCCGACACCCCACUGUUCCGACACCCCACUGUUCCGACACCCCACUGUUCCGACACCCCACUGUUCAGACACCCCACUGUUCCGACACCCCACUGUUCCGACACCCCUAUACUGUCCUAACCCUAACUGUAGCAGAUAGAGUAGUUUUGAUUUAUGUAGUCUGAGAUAUCUUAACAUGAUAACGAUCCCCAUUACAAACUGGAGAAGAUAUCUGUAUUGCAAAAACAUCUGAGCCCAAUUUCAUAGAGCUGCUAAGCACAAAAAUUUGCUUAUAAAAACAAGAUUACCAACCAAAUUUUCACAG
Molecule: messenger RNA, 3642 nt
Organism: Asterias rubens (European starfish)
Lineage: Eukaryota; Metazoa; Echinodermata; Asteroidea; Forcipulatida; Asteriidae
Product: nuclear pore complex protein Nup54-like
Exons: 11
Coding region: 81-1622 (513 amino acids)
Biological process (GO): protein localization to nuclear inner membrane; nuclear pore organization; NLS-bearing protein import into nucleus
Cellular component (GO): nuclear pore central transport channel; nuclear pore
Molecular function (GO): structural constituent of nuclear pore
Source: RefSeq, a predicted model, not a curated record